GAAAAGGGCUUCAUGGGCAUGCCAUCGUGUUGAAGGCUUUAAAGUUAAACUUUGUUGUUGCAUAAAAUCGACAGAAUGGAUGUAAACGAGGAAUAUGCCAACAGUUACGGAAUAGAAGUUAUUCUCGGUGAGGGCGGGAAAACAGCCCCGUGUUGUUCUCAUGGUCCUACCUUGCUGUUUGAGAAGGUUUGCAAAGGAGGAGAAAAAAGUCGGAGGUUUUAUGCAUGUUCGGCCUGUCGAGAUAGAAAAGACUGCAACUUCUUUCAGUGGGAAGAUGAAAAGGUUUCAGAAGCCAGGCUGCUGGCCAGAGAAGCAGAGAACCAGUCAACGAGGCCCCCUUUCACCCAUAAGGAGUACUGCAGCAGAUUUCAAAAGUUUGUCUCACUCCCUCUGGAUGAGAAGAAGUUCUGUCAGGACUGUCAGAUUCUGCUCCUGCCAGAUGAGCACAGCCUUCACUCUGCUCACAUAUCCACUCCCAUUACUGCAGCACAGCUGAGGAGGCCCAGUGCACUGUUGCGUCCCCUGGACAACAAGAAGAGCAACGCACAGUACUUUUUCACGGACCGCAGUGCAAACUUUCUCUUGGACACUUUGGCAGGUCUGGGAUACAGGAAAAUACUGUGUGUGGGCACACCCAGACUGCAGGAGCUGAUCAAGCUGCGAAAUCUGGAGCAAAAGCUUGAGCCAAUAAAGAGUCUCUUGCUGGACAUUGACUUUAGGUAUGCUCAGUUCUACAGUCAAGAUGAGUUCUGUCAUUACAACAUGUUUAACCAUCACUUCUUUGGUGGAGAGUCAUCCAGUGCAACCCUGAAGAACUUCCUCAGAGAGUCUGACGGGGAGAAGGUGGCAAUGGUAGCCGACCCUCCGUUUGGUGGUCUGGUGAAGCCCCUGGCCAACAGUUUCUCUCUGCUAUCUCACACAUGGAAGAAGUUGCAGAGCUCUGACAGCAGUAAUGCUAACAUGCCCAUGAUCUGGAUUUUCCCUUACUUCUUUGAGCCUCGGAUACUGGAGUGUUUCCCAUCAUUCAGCAUGCUGGAUUACCAGGUGGACUAUGACAACCAUCCUCUGUAUAAACAUGGAAAGAUGGGCAGAAAACAGUCUCCUGUCAGACUCUUCACUAAUCUUUCACCCAGAGACAUCAUCCUUCCCAAAGAGGAAGGUUACAGAUUUUGCCCUUUAUGUGAGAGAUAUGUCUCAUCCCUGAACAAACACUGUGCGAAAUGCAACCUCUGCCCAUCCAAGGACGGCCGAGAAUGGAAGCACUGCUCAACCUGUGUGAAAUGUGUGAAACCGUCCUGGGAGCACUGCCAGUCCUGUGGCCGUUGUGCCCUGCCAGACCACCCAUGUACCACCCGUGAAGGGAAGGAGGGCUGCUUUAACUGCGGAAGCCCAGAGCACAAACGUAAAGACUGCUCUGUCAAACACACACACAGGUUCAACAGACAUCGGACCAAAGCCAAAGUUGGAGGAAAAAAAGGAUCCCCCCAGUCCCUCCUCAGACUUAAAGCAAAGAGGAAGUCUGGUGCAGCUCGCAGAGCAAAGUUAUUGGCUGGAAAGUCUCUGUGACUUCAGUAGUCAGGCAGUACCUACUGUGCAAUCCAAAGCAAUAUUUUUUUCCUUUUCAGCAUGUUUUUUGGCAGUGGUUUAAAGUGUUGUAACAGAAUAAAACUUGAAGGGAGAGUUUGGUUUGCACUUUUCUUUAAAUGCUGAACUGACAAGUAAAGCUUUCUGUGAAGGUUUCCAGGUCCACAGCUAAAUUUCACAUCCACAUAAUAUGGCUUUGUAUUCAAGUGUUCUCAGAAUACUAGCUUAUCACCUUCAGCCAGUACAGAAACAAAGAGGAGUAAUCAGUCCUUUUUGAUCUCUGUAACGCUGCAGGUUUUUCAAGGGCCAGGUAGUGUACAGUGGGUUUUAUGUUCUCCCCCUAUAGGUGCAGCUAAAGCUUUUUGCAUUAAUUGCCCAUAUAAUGUAGAUUGCACCUGUUUAUCAUUUUGACUUAGUCAGUCUAAUUCAGACCAAUUUCAUUUACAACUUAAUUGCCUACAAAAUUAAGAAAGACCCCAACAAUCAGACGGUCAACAAGAUGCAUUUAGCAAUGUUGGGUGAUUAAAAACUCCCUUUUAACAGGAAGAGACCGCCACCAGCACCAGGCUUAGAGAGGAGCAGCUAUUGGCUCAAAUACACCUCCUGAAAGAUGUGAAAACCCAAGAGCAACAGCAAAAUGGAUAGAGAAUAUGCUGCAGUCCACUAAAAUACGUGUCCUUGUGUUCACUCUAGGAAAAAUGGCUUUUCUCAAGUUUUUCAGAGCUCUGGACUUAAACCUGUAGGCUUGUUUCUGCCCUGUUAUACCCUUUUCACAAGCUCUUCCUGUGAGAGUAUUCUGACAUUAAAGAUUU
This is a messenger RNA of Pelmatolapia mariae (spotted tilapia), 2396 nucleotides long. RefSeq names its product zinc finger, CCHC domain containing 4 (gene zcchc4). Lineage: Eukaryota; Metazoa; Chordata; Actinopteri; Cichliformes; Cichlidae. The record is from RefSeq and is a predicted model, not a curated record. Gene Ontology annotation, cellular component: nucleolus; cytoplasm. Gene Ontology annotation, biological process: rRNA methylation. Gene Ontology annotation, molecular function: nucleic acid binding; zinc ion binding; rRNA (adenine-N6-)-methyltransferase activity. The coding region runs from base 76 to 1566 and encodes 496 amino acids. The transcript has 13 exons.